Molecule: messenger RNA, 3770 nt
Organism: Lytechinus pictus (painted urchin)
Lineage: Eukaryota; Metazoa; Echinodermata; Echinoidea; Temnopleuroida; Toxopneustidae
Exons: 2
Coding region: 127-1518 (463 amino acids)
Biological process (GO): phototransduction; cellular response to light stimulus; G protein-coupled receptor signaling pathway
Cellular component (GO): plasma membrane
Molecular function (GO): G protein-coupled photoreceptor activity
Source: RefSeq, a predicted model, not a curated record
GGUUUCUUCGCCCUAUUCUUUGGCUACACCCACCUCUUGACGAUUGCAUUCGUCGCCGUAGAUCGGGUUAUUGUAGUCACGUCUUGCAACAAGUGUGGAAUUUCAGAUUGGGCAAGAGUUCGUGUCAUGCUGGCAUUGACCUGGCUUAUAGGUUCAACGAUUUCUCUGCCUCCUGUCUUUGAAGCAUUAAACACCAAAAUUGGGUACACAGAUGAUUUGAAGAUGUGCAUUCCGUAUCCCUUGGGUGGGCCUACCGUGGACCCGCAAGAGGAUACGACCUUUGGUAGGCCUACCGUGUACACCCUGACAAUGGUGACCAUUCUUGGGAUUGUACUUCCAACAAUGAUAGUUUCCUACACCGUCAUAGCGGUUUUACUCUGGAAAAGGGAUCGCAAGCUUACGCGAAGACGGCGACGUGGACUUAAAUCAACAGUGCGAGCUCGACCGCCAAGACCGAUUCCCACAAGUCCUGUUGGUUUACGAAAGGUGAAGUUUGAUAUCACAUUUGCAGAUAGACAAUCGGUUGAUUUCGAGCAAAACACACCACAAUGUCCUAGUCAGCAGGUUUAUAGCUCAGUGGCUUCCACAGGACACAUAUCGCAUGAAACUGAAAGAUCAGUAGUACCACCAAUGGGUAAGGGAGAGGAUUGUGAGGUUUCACUCGCUUGGAAAGACAAGGAAGUAGUGAAACGCAGAAGGAAAGGUGUAGUACUCGAUGAUGGAUCAACUCUUACACGUGAGGGCGCUUCACGAGGAAGGUACGGCCUCGGGUCUCGGCUGAGUGCAUUGCUGAAUAUCAAGCGAGAAUCUAGCGCCAAAGAAGACGCAGUGAAUGAUGGUGAUGUCAACUGUGUCAUCAAAGGAUUUAAAUCUGCACAUGGAACUGGUUUCACUCCUGGUACUAGUCUAUACACUGCGGCAACAGGAGAAGAUGAUAUUGGUACGACGUACAGAACUGUCAUUGAAACGCGAACACGACGUUUGUCUAACCUCUUCGGCAGCCUCAAGGGUGUAGUCGGGCUUGGAAACCAUGGCCGGGAUUACAACGAUGAUGAUGAUGUCACUGAGAACUACAGCGAAGAUGAUGAUCAGACAUGUGAUUUCGAUUCUGAACCAUCUCAAACAAUUACCACUUACUCUAUGUCACCAUCUGGGGUGGAUUUCACCACUGGCAAGGACGACGAAAGCGGGGAGGACGUCGUACGACCGAAGCGUGUCCGUCGGAGAACUCGAAAGACGAAGCUUGAAAAGUUGCGAAUUAUGAGGCAAAGGAGAGUCGCCUGGACAGGUGUGCUACUGGUCUGUUGUAGUAUCUUCUUCACUAUUCCACUUUUCAUCUGGUAUCUAUCCUCUUCAUCUUCGGAGCUGUUCGGGGUCCUGGCUUUCUGGUGGGCGUUCUGCAUAACCAUAGCGGAUCCUAUGGUAUACGCCUUCAUGAACAGACGUGUUAAGAAAGAACUACGCAUGUAUAGGAAAUCGAUGGCCAAUUGCUCAUCGUGCACAUGCAAAGGAGAAUAGACAAAUUAGAUCUGAUAUUCCAUUUUAGGGAAAUGACUUAUUCAUGAUCACCUCCGAACAAACGUCCGCCAAGUAGAGGUAUUUUAAUAUGGAUUUGCCCGACAAAACAGCAAGUUGGCAAAACAAUGACUUUGUAUUGCUCUAUGCUUUCCUACGUGUAUAUUACACUGAUUUUGAUCUUGUUAUAACUGAUUGAUAUCCGUUCAAUUGUACUGCAGUGCGUAUCAAAAAAAGAGUUUACACUUUGAAAAAGCCAUGGGAAUUAAAAAAUAUACUACAUCUUGGUAAUUUUUUCACAUAUUAUCUUGGGUUUGGGUCUCAUCUAUCCAAUGAAGGUAAAAGUUUUGACAGAAUGUUACACUUGAGUGAGCACUGUCCAUUUUUGUAAAGCUCGCAGAAAUCUGUUUGCGCAGAAAUCCUCGUUUUCACGCUGUGUCAAGGAGAAAGGGCGAAAACAAACUAACCCUGCAAAACAUUUCUCAAACAUUUCCCUUCCACUUUUAGUCAAUUGAAAUAAAACAGAUUCCUUCAAGCAUUUUGUAACAAUUUUGCCAACCAAAUUAAAAUUUCAACAUUUAGUUAGCACAACCUUUACUCUUUUUGUGCCAGCUGGAUCUUAGGACAUAACUGAAUCUGAACAAAAGUUUAUAGUAGACAUCUCCAGCAUUUUUUCACUAAGUUACUAAGUUUAUAUCAUUUAAAGUGGGUUUACAUUUCAUUUUUUAUUUAUUACUUGUUUCUCCACACUUUUUCCAAGCUUGACAAUGAUUAACAAAAUGAAAAUCAAGCCUAAGCCAUUUCAUGUAAAUCACAGCUCGGUGUAAAGCAAAUAUCGUCACGAUGGCCUUGGUGUGUGGGGGAGUGGGGUGGGGCGCAAUGCACACUUCGAAGUGUUUUGGGCAAGAAAACAACUUAAAUAAGGGAAAAUGUAUCUUCAAAUCAACUUUACUAGCUAAAUUCCACGUGUUCUUUAUGAUUGAGGUCUACUUUUAUUCGCAUAACUAUUUCCAGGUUCAGCGCAAAUCAUUUUUCACUAGCUUUUCAAAAGUUAGUGUUGCUCACUCAAGCGGAAAUACUUUUUGACAGUUAUAUCUUCAUUUGCUUUAAUGGAUCUGUACCAAUGUUAAAAUGUGGAAAAAUCUUCAGGAUAUUACAAAUGUAUAAUUUUACAGGACUUUUUCUAAGUGUAAACUUUUUUUUUGAUACGCACUGUAUAGGUAGACCUUUGUAAAUAACACGGACUGUUGCGUAUUAGUAGCAAGUUCUAUAAUUUCCUUCGGUCUCAACUUCCAAAAUCCUUAAAUUCAAAUUUCUAAAAGAGGUCCAAGUAGAGAUUUUCUUUUUCAAUUAUGUUUCAUAUUGGAAGUUGCUCGUGAUCUUAGCGUGUUAAGUUGUUUUUUUUUUCUUUUGGCUGUGUAACAGAUGCUUGAUAACACUUCCACUGUUUGGUAGGGAAGAGAGAGAGUUGAAAUCAAUCUUGCCAGUCCCCAAUCCGCCGAAGGAUAAUUCAUCUCUCUGCAAAAGUUUUAAUUCAGUUGGUCAAUAGAGUAUGGAUAAUCAAAGUAUCAACUCCACAACACAAAAUGAUGUGCUGCCAUCUUUAUCGAAUAUUCAUGGCUCUAGAAAUGUGUUUUGCCGCUUCUUUACAAGUAUAGCGUUCGAUAUCCAUCAGUCCAUGAGGUUGAGCUGAUGGCCCAAUGGUCAUUCUUCCUCAUUUCUCUUCCUGGGCCUUGGCCCAGUAACUCGACGGGGGUGGGGUAGGUCCAAUACACCUCCCCCUCCCACACACACACACACUUUUUGUUGUUGUUGUGGUACACAAGAUGUAUAAGUUUGAGUUUCAACCUUAAGAGAUUGUUUAAUAUAUGAUAUUUCCAACACAAAACGAAGUAGAUGUUAUGCAUUUUAGUUUGAAAAAAUGUAAAAUUUCGCCCCCCCCUCGAAAUUUACCUUAGUUUUUCUUUUUUUUUUAAGAGUGGCUGAGAAGAUGGAAAUUAAAACAGGUGUAUUUUCAUGAAUCCAUAGUGUUAUGAUGGUUUAAAACUCACACAUUAAUUUGCAUAAAUUUUCUAUCGGAAUAUUUCUUACUUUCUCGUCGACUCUGUCAAAUCAUAUUUGAUUGGUAGCCCACGUUCGCAUGGCUUAUAAUUGGUCUCGAUGGAUACUUGUUUCCUGCUGGAGUUGUCGAAUUUUUCCAUGAUGUGAAGAUGAGUUUUAAUAAAUACCAGCAAUUAAAAGGCAAUAAUCCCACU